CCUUUUUUUUUGGUUGAAGUAGUACAAAAUGUCAAAAAUUAGAAGGAAGGUCACAGUGGAAAAUACCAAGACCAUAUCCGAUAGCACAUCCAGAAGACCCAGUGUGUUUGAAAGACUUGGACCCAGCACUGGAAGUACUGCAGAGACACAGUGCCGUAACUGGCUGAAGACUGGCAACUGCCCCUAUGGGAACACAUGUAGAUUCGUACAUGGCCCUUCACCACGAGGUAAAGGCUUUAGCAGCAGUUACAGAAGGUCGCCAGAAAGGCCUACAGGGGAUCUUCGGGAAAGAAUGAAGAAUAAGCGUCAAGACAUUGAAACAGAAACACAGAAACAUAGUACAGAAGAGCAGUCUUCUCCUGCUAGGAAAGAGUCUUCCAGAGGGAGGCACAGGGGGAAGGAAGAUAUUAAAAUUACAAAAGAAAGGACACCAGAAAGUGAAGAAGAAAAUCCUGACUGGGAAGGAAAUAGAGAGGAUUCUGAUAACGGAGACGCUAACUACGAUUAUGAUCACGAGCUUUCUUUGGAAAUGAAGCGCCAGAAGAUCCAGAGAGAGUUAAUGAAGCUUGAGGAAGAAAAUAUGGAGAAAAGGGAAGAAAUCGUAAUUAAAAAGGAGAUAUCUCCAGAGGCAGUUGGAUCAAAAUUAUCAUCCUCACCUUCACCAAGAAAAUCUAGCAAAUCGCCAAAAUUAAGAGUGAGUCCCAAAUCUACCUCCUCUGCCAGUAAGAGGGAAAAGAAGACAUCAGCAGUUUCUUCACCCCUCUUGGACCAGCAGAGGAGUUCAAAAAGCAACCACAAUAAAAAGAAAGGUCCUCGAACACCUAGUCCACCGCCUCCAGUGCAAGAAGAGGCCACACAAGCAAAAAAACAUAAGGAAAAGCAUAAAGUUAAGGAACGGAUAGAAGAGAAGCCAAGGGAAAUGAAAGAGAGAGGCCGGGACUUUGAAAGACACAAUAAAGAAAAGAAGGAGAAGCAGAGGGAUCCCUCAGAAAAUUCCCACAGACAGAGACGUUCCCCUAGUCCAGAAGAACAUUCUGGUAGCAACUCCUCUCCUUCAAGAGAAUAUUCCCCUACCACAAGGAGAAGGCAGACAUCAUGGGCUCCAACAAAGUCCAGCAGCCAUAAGCGUUCUUUUUCACCUUCUUGCAGGUCUGCUUCACCACCAACUCAGCGUCAUUCUCCGGUAUCCUCAAGGCAUCACUCCUCUUCAUCUCAGUCAGGCUCUUCUAUUCAGAGACGCUCUCCCUCACCACGUCACAAAAGAACUCCUUCCCCCUCUUACAAAAGGACAGCUUCCCCACCCGUAGGCCGUUCUUCGUCCCCUUAUCCUCACAGAGCUUCCCCUCAACAAAAACAGACGUCUUCAAGACACCGUUCUCCAGUUAGAGAGAGAAGCCGACACGAUCGUGAGCGGAUUUCACAGUCACAUGAUCGGCGCCAAGAAAGGAGGGAUGAAACAAGAGGAAAAAGGGGAAGAGACAGAGAUAACCGAGAGGACCGUGACUAUGACCAAGAACAGAGUACUCCCAGAGAUCACAGAGAUGAUCGAGAGUCUCGAGAUGGACGGGAUCGAAGGGAGACCAGAGAUACUAGAGAACGCAGGGAUCAAAGAGAAUCACGAGACACCAGGGACUCAAGGGAUACACGGGACUGUAGCAGAGACAAUAAAGAAAGUCGUGACCAGAGGGAGUUGCGUUCCACACGGGACACUCAUGACUAUCGAGAGAGAGAGUGUCGAGACACUCAUAAGAAGGAAGAACAAUAUUUGGAGGAAACACGUAGCUAUGGAAGAUCCCAUGGCAGAGAAGAGAGCUCUCGCACUGAAACAAGGACAGACUCAAGAAGUGAAUCCAGAAAUGAAUCCAGAACGUCUGGAAGAAGUAGAGGGAGAACCACUGAAUUAUCAGACAAGGGUAGUCGAGCCACAAGGGGAUCUCAGGUCGACAGCCACAACACUAGCAGCAGCUACCAUGACAGCUGGGACUCAAGGAGCAGUUAUCCCGAGAGGGAUCGCUAUGAAAGUCGAGAUCAUGCAAGAGAUUCUUCCUUUGAAAGGAGACAUGGAGAAAGGGACAAGCGAGACAACAGAGAGAGGGAUCAGAGGCCAAGCUCACCAGUGCGACACCAGGGGAGAAACGAUGACCUUGAACGUGAUGAAAGGAUAGAUGAACGGAGGGUAGAUAGAAGUGAAGACAGAAGAGAUGAAAGAACUAGAGACCGGGAGAGAGAACGAGAAAGGGAGAGAGAGGCGGAACGUGAACGUGAUCGUGCCCGUGAACGAGAGAGAGAGAGGGACAAAGAUAGAGAACGAGAAAGAGAUAGGGACCAUGACAGAGACAGGGAGAGGGAGAGGGAGAGGGAGCGAGAACGGGAAAGGGAGCGUGAAAGAGAAAGAGAACGAGAGCGUGAACGAGAACGGGAAAGAGAGCGAGCACGAGAAAGAGAUAAAGAAAGAGAACGCCCAAGAGAGUGGGAGGACAAAGAAAGAGGAAGAGAAGAACGCAGGGACAAGAGAGAAGAUGUCCGGGAGGAAAGAACCACGAGAGACAGCCGUGAAGAGAGGAAAUCAAAGAAACGGCACAGAAAUGAAAGUAGCCCCAGUCCACAUAAGUCACCUAAGCGUCGCCGGGAGCUUUCUCCUGACAGUGAUGCCUACAACAGUGGAGAUGAUCAAAAUGAGAAGCGGAGGUUACUAAGUCAGGUUGUCCGACCUCAAGAAUCACGAUCACUGAGCCCUGCGCAUCUUUCGGAAGAUAAGCAGAGUCGAUGGAAAGACAGUGACCGAAAACCAGAGAGAAAGGACAGCUCUAGGCAUUAUGAAGAAAGUGACUUCAAAGAGCGAGGGACUUCAGGGGACAAACCACGAGAGCCGCGGGAGCUCAAUGAAAGUUCAAGGGCCAGGGCCCAGGAGACUGUAAGUAAUCGGGUUUCAGAAGACCGUGAGGCUGCCGAUCAUGUACAUGAAGACAAGAAAAAAACUAAAGUGCAGAAGAAGGCCACCAAGAAAAAGAAGGAAGAGGAUGUUGUACUAGAGCGCUAUGUCACUGAGUCGACUAUAGAGAAAACCCAAGUUUUUUCUCCCAAAAAAGGUCAGAAAAAGAAAAACACAGAGAAGAAAAGGAAGAGAUCCAAAGGAGAUUCUGAGGCUUCUGAAGAAGACAGUGGAGUGCACCAGAAAAAGAAGAAAGGCCCAAGGACACCCCCAGUAACUGCAAGAGAGGAGUUGGUAGAAGUUGUACCUGAGAAGUCAGUGGUAGUAGAAGUUGCCCCCAAAAGAGAAGAUACGACUUUUAGUGACUGGUCAGAUGAAGAUGUUCCGGAGCGUGGAGAACCUCCUGUGGAAAGAAGUUCUGAGGAAUCCCAUAGAACUAGUCAUCGCACAAGGGCUGAAACUGUGGAAACUUUACAUGUUGUAGAAGAUACUCCCCACAUCAAGCCUGCUGAACAGAAACGUAGCAGCAGUCUUUGCAGCAAUCGAAGCCAUACUUCCAGUAGACUCCGAUCACCCUCCAAUGACUCUGCCCACCGCAGUGGAGAUGACCAGAUGGGUUUGAAGAAGAUCUUGCAUAGCAGCUCCAGUGACAGAGAGAGAAGGUGUCUAGAAAUGUCUGGGGAGCGGAAAUCAAGAAUUGAUCAGCUAAAACGAGGUGUUCCUAGUCGCAGCACCUCUUCAGAUCGACAAGAUUCAAGAAGUCACAGUUCGAGGCGAAGUUCUCCUGAAUCAGAUCGCCAAGGUCACUCCAGAUCUGGAUCCUUUGACAGCAGGGAACGAGGGCUGGACAGAGACAGACAUGAACAUGAUCGUGAACGGGACCGAGAAAGGCGAGACGGGAGGCCAAGAGAUUGGGAGCGAGAUACAGCUAAAGAUUGGUUGAGGAGCAGAGAGCGGGACAGAAUUCGAGAAUGGGACAGGCAGAGGGAAAAACGGAGAGAUAUGGACCGUGAAAAAGAGCGGCUGCUUCCUGAGAACCCUGAAAGAGACAGGGGCCUCAGUAUUUCCUCUCAGACGGAGUUACCCAAGCACAGUGAACCAAAGCCAAGCAAAGAGCAUCCAGACUUUGAGGCCAUCUGCCUGGACUCAACCUCCCUAGAGAAAGAAAGAGUGGAAAAAGAUUUGGGACUCUUGCAAGGCUUUGAAGAUGGAAUUGAAGCUGAAAAAGCUGAAAACACAGAAGUAGGUGGAGAUGAUGAAGCCAAAAUAGAUGACAUACAGUCCAUGGGAUCUGGUGCUGGAGAAUAUGAGCCAAUCAGUGAUGAUGAACUGGAUGAAAUUUUGGCAGGCGAUGCUGAAAAGCGGGAGGAUCAGCAGGAUGAGGAGAAGAUGCCAGAUCCCGUGGAUGUAAUUGAUGUGGACUGGUCUAGCCUUAUGCCCAAGCAGCCCAAGGAGCCCCGAGAGCCUGGAGCUGCUCUUUUAAAAUUUACUCCAGGUGCUGUUAUGUUGAGAGUUGGCAUUUCCAAGCAGCUGGCUGGCCCUCCACUUUUCAGCAAAAUCAAAGAAACAUGCCAGAGAACUUUGGAGAAACCUAAAGAUGCAGAGAAACUUUUUGAACAUGAAUUUGGAGCCCUGAAUAUGGCUGCCCUACUGCGAAAAGAAGAGCGAGCUGGACUGUUGUGCAAUCUUGGACCUUGUUGCAAAGCGCUGUGCUUUAGAAGAGAUUCUGCAAUUCGUAAACAGCUGGUGAAAAAUGAAAAGGGUACAACAAAGCAAACUUACACAAAUCCUCCAGUGGUGGACAAUGAAUUACUGCGGUUAAGUCUACGAUUGUUUAAACGCAAGACUAUGCACCAGAGUUCUGGACAAGAAAAGACAGAGGAUUCGAAACUUUCACAACCAUAUACUCCAGAAAUAUGCAUGUCCUGAGCCAAUGUCUCUUGAGCCACACCCUUUGGUUUUUUCACUGUUCAACAAUAUUCAUGUUUCUAUCUUGGUUCCUUUUUAAAAAUAGGACAGUCCUGGCCAAUUAAAAAUACUGUUUUGUUUUGUUUUUUUGCAUUAGGCUGGUUUGGAUGUAAUGUUAAUCCAUUUUUUUCCACAGCAGUGUUUUGUCACAAAUGAUCAAACAUGACAACACAUGUUACUCAAUCCCUUGAGCUUGGCACCUCCUCCUAACAAGAACAGAUUAACAAAGAGCCAGAAAACAUCCAUGGUUUAUUUGUUUCAUACCUAAACUGGAUCCAUGCCUUUUUGGUCUCCUAAGAGAGUAGGGUCAUAAGCUUCCAUUUGCUCUUGAGUUACAAUUCUGGUUUAUUUGGAGACCAAAUACCUAGGGAACCUGAAUUAAUUGAAACAUUAGGCAAACCAUGAACAUGACUUCCUAAUGUAUUUAGCUGCUUCCAUUGGAAGGAGGAGCCAAGCAGAAGUUAAUGGGACGCAUAGUAGCAUACGUGUUUGCUCCUGCUAAACCAGGGCCUUGACAAAUUCUGGGUUAUCAUUGCAUCUGAACUAGCCCCAAACCACUCUGUGGAUUAUGAAACAAGUUAUCAAGGAAAGUAUUGUGUACCAAAAUCGGAAGAGUGCUCUAUCCAUUUGUCUGCAUGUUUUAUAACUGAGUUCUAACCAUGGUUCUUAUUUAAUAACUUGCUUGUAUUUAAGAGUAUGAAAAUGUCCAUUUUUGAAGAUCUGUUUUAUCACCUAUUAAAUUUUUAAGAAGACACAA
Pogona vitticeps (central bearded dragon) is the source of this 5657-nucleotide messenger RNA. The record is from RefSeq and is a predicted model, not a curated record. Lineage: Eukaryota; Metazoa; Chordata; Lepidosauria; Squamata; Agamidae.